AUGGCACUUGAAGCAUUGAAUUCUCCUACUACUCCGACUCCGGCGUUUCAGUUCGAUAACACCACCCUCCGCUAUCUCGAGCCGUGGACAAAAGGGAAGAGAUCAAAGCGCCCACGCAGCGUCGAACGCCAUGAGCAACCUACUGAAGAAGAAUACUUGGCUCUCUGCCUUAUUAUGCUUGCUCGCAGUGGCGGCGACGGCUACGGUUCAACAUCAAAACCCACCAAUACAAAUACUGCCGCUGUUGCGCAGAAAACCCAGUUGGCGCAAAAGAAAACUCGUCUUCCACCACCGCCACCAAUGAUGACGGCUGAUGGUACGAAGUUGUUGUAUAAGUGUUCAGUUUGUAACAGAGCUUUUGGGUCUUACCAAGCUUUGGGAGGGCACAAGGCCAGCCACCGGAAACUGAGUGGAGGAGAUGAACACUCCACCAAUACCACCUCCUCCGCCGCCACCAUCACUGCUUCAGCCACCACCACGAAUGCAAGCAACCAUAGUGGGAGGGUCCAUGAGUGCUCCAUCUGUCACAAGUGCUUCCCCACCGGCCAAGCCUUGGGGGGUCACAAAAGGUGCCACUAUGAAGGUGGGGCACCCAGUAACAACGGAGGAGCCCCCAGCAGUAGUGCAGUGAUGUCGUCGGAAGGAGUAGUAUCCACUGUUACUCAUCGGGACUUCGACCUGAACAAACCCGCUUUGCCGGAGUUGUGGCCGGGAUUUGGCUCCGGUGAAGAUGAAGUUGAAAGUCCCCAUCCUGCUAAAAAAUCCCGUCUUUCUUUGCCGGCAAAGUUAGAAAUCAUUUGA
This is a messenger RNA of Fraxinus pennsylvanica, 801 nucleotides long. NCBI's taxonomy places the organism in Eukaryota, Viridiplantae, Streptophyta, Magnoliopsida, Lamiales, Oleaceae. The record is from the annotation of a GenBank genome assembly.